AAAUUAAAGAAAAACUAAAGAAUUCUUUACAAUAUUCACAAUUUUCUUCACCACCACAAUCACCACAAUUACUAUUAUUACCAAUCACAGAAGAAAUAGAUAAUAAAAAUGCAUUUGAUGAUGAAGAUUUAGAAGAAUUCAAUCAAUUUGGUCAAGAAAAACUUUACGAAAAUUUGUGUCAAUAUUGGAAUUUUCAAGAUCCUAAUAUUCUUUUGGCUACUUUGUUAGAUUCACGUACAAAAAGACUUAAAGAUGUAUCUAUUCAAGUUAAAUUGCAAACAGAGGAAUUAUUGCAUGAUAAAGUUGAAGAAUUAAAGCUAGAAACUUUAUCUUUGCCAAAUUUGACCUCUCCUGAUUCUACAGAUUCCACACCAACAAAAAUUAAAUACAAAAAUUCAAUUUUUACUAAAUUUCAAAAAUCUCAAUCGAAAGUUGUAAAUUAUGAAACGUUUUACCUUCAGUUGAACAAUAAUGGUCUGACUAUAUUAAGCCACAAAGAUAAGCAUUAUACAUUAUCAACUUAUAAUAAAACUAUGUAA
This is a messenger RNA of Funneliformis caledonium, 539 nucleotides long. Lineage: Eukaryota; Fungi; Glomeromycota; Glomeromycetes; Glomerales; Glomeraceae. The record is from the annotation of a GenBank genome assembly.